AAUAUGACCCAGCGUUCCGUGCAUUGGUUCCGCAAAGGACUUCGACUCCAUGACAAUCCAGCAUUGAAUGCCGCCUGCGAAAAUGCGUCUCAUGUGUGGCCUGUGUUUGUUUUGGAUCCGUGGUUUGCCAGGUUUGCCAAAGUGGGAGUGAAUCGCUGGAGAUUUCUGCUUCAGAGUCUGGUAGACUUGAAUAAUCAGUUGAAAGUGCACAACUCGAGGCUCUAUGUAGUGAAAGGAAGUCCAAAAGAGGUGUUUCCCCGAAUCUUUAAGAAGUGGGGUAUAACGAGACUUACAUUUGAAGUUGAUACUGAGCCAUACGCCCGCCAACGUGACAUGGAUGUAGAGAAAAUAGCAAGAGAAUUCCAUGUUGAGGUUGUGAAAUGUGUGUCACACACUUUGUAUGACACAGAAAGGAUAAUAGCUAAAAAUGGUGGAAGUCCACCAUUGACAUACCAGCGUUUUCAGACUGUUCUGUCACAGCUCGGCCCUCCACCUAAGGCUGUGAGUUUAAACAAGGAACAGCUUGCAAAAUGCAGAUCCCCAGACGGUACUGAUGAUGAGGAAGGCUAUGACGUUCCUUCAUUAGAAGACCUUGGGAAGCGAGAGGAGGAUUGUGGGCCAUGUCUUUACCCCGGUGGUGAAACAGAGGCUCUUCGAAGAAUAGAUUACAUUUUGAAGAAACCAGCUCGGGUGUGCGCAUUUGAGAAACCCGAGACAGAUCCUAACAGCUUGGAGCCCAGCACUUCUGUCCUGAGCCCAUACCUGAAGUUCGGUUGUUUGUCACCUAGACUGUUUUACAAUCGGUUGGCUGAAAUUUACAAGUGCAAGAAUCACUCUCAGUCACCAGUGUCCCAUGGCGAGUUGCUAUGGCGAGAGUUCUUCUACACAGUCGCUGCGGGAACACCAAACUUCAACAAGAUGGUUGGCAACCCAGUCUGUAUCCAGGUAGACUGGGAUACCAAUGAUGAGCUUUUGACCGCAUGGAAAACAGGUCGCACUGGCUACCCAUUCAUUGAUGCAAUCAUGACGCAGCUAAAGGACGAGGGCUGGAUCCACCACCUGGAUCGCCAUGCCGUAGCGUGGUUCCUCACCCGCGGUGACCUCUGGAUAAGCUGGGAGGAGGGGCAGAAAGUGUUUGAGGAGUAUCUGCUAGAUGCAGAUUAUAGCCUGAAUGCCGCCAACUGGCUGUUAGCGUCAGGAAGUGCCCUCUUCCAACAAAACUCCAGCGUGUACAAUCCUGUUGAUUUCGGGAAGAGCACUGAUAAGCAAGGGGACUUCAUUAGGAAGUAUGUCCCGAUUCUAAAGGAGUUCCCAGAAAAGUACAUCUAUGAGCCAUGGACUGCCCCUAUCGAUGUGCAGGAAAAAUUCGGAUGCAUCAUAGGUGAAGAUUAUCCUAAACCUAUUGUUGAUCAUGAAGCAGCAAGAAAGAAAAAUAUCGAGCGCAUGGCUGCAGCUUACGCGAGGAGAAAUGGCUCCAAAGAUGCAGGUAGAUGA
This is a messenger RNA of Dreissena polymorpha, 1494 nucleotides long. RefSeq names its product cryptochrome-2-like. Lineage: Eukaryota; Metazoa; Mollusca; Bivalvia; Myida; Dreissenidae. The record is from RefSeq and is a predicted model, not a curated record. Bases 4 to 1494 code for a protein of 496 amino acids. The transcript has 10 exons. Gene Ontology annotation, biological process: entrainment of circadian clock by photoperiod; circadian regulation of gene expression. Gene Ontology annotation, cellular component: cytoplasm; nucleus. Gene Ontology annotation, molecular function: DNA binding; FAD binding.